Molecule: messenger RNA, 781 nt
Organism: Toxotes jaculatrix (banded archerfish)
Lineage: Eukaryota; Metazoa; Chordata; Actinopteri; Toxotidae
Gene: tex30
Product: testis expressed 30
Exons: 5
Coding region: 32-715 (227 amino acids)
Source: RefSeq, a predicted model, not a curated record
AAACGUUUGAAAUCAGAGGAAACAUCUUGUAAUGGACAAGUUUGACGAGGAGACAGUGAAGGUGCCGUUUGGGGCAAAGCAUCUGGAUGCAGCUCUGUGUGUCCCUUUCUCAGUGAAAGACGUUCACACAGCCGUCAUACUCACACAUGGUGCUGGAGGAGACAUGAACUUCAAACACCUGGUCUCUCUGGCACACGCCUUAGCUUCCAGUGGCUUCCUCUGUCUCCGUUUCACAUGCAAAGGUUUAAACUUAGUUUACAGAGUGAAGGCUUACCACGCUGUGUGGGACUACUUGAAAUCACUGCAGAAGUUUACCCUCAAGCACAUAUUCGUUGGAGGCAGGUCCAUGGGAUGUCGUGCUGCCACAGCUUUAGCCAGGCAGCUGAGUGAUCAAACAGAGGAUGCAGUGCAGGGUGUCAUCUGCCUUUCUUUCCCACUGCACCCUCCAGGACAGACACACACCCAUCGCCAGCGGAGUGAAGACCUCAGGGGGCUGCCUGAACACAUGCCUGUGCUGUUUGUCUCAGGCACUGAGGACAAUAUGUGUGAUAGGGUCCUUUUUGAUGGGAUGGUAACAGAACUGAAAGCUCAAGCUGACGUUUUCUGGCUAAAAGGAGGCAGCCAUGGGCUGACAGUGAAGGGAAGGUCCGAAGAGUCUGUGCUGGAUGAAGUGAAUCUACAAGUCAUUAGCUGGAUGAAUAAACAUGCUGCAUAGAUUAAUUAAUGUCAUCUUUUUAAAAAUUAUAUUCUUUGUAAAUUUCUUGAAUAAAGCAUAUUUGUU